Messenger RNA from Suhomyces tanzawaensis NRRL Y-17324, 2127 nucleotides. RefSeq names its product putative serine/threonine protein kinase (gene HRK1). The transcript has a single exon. Gene Ontology annotation, biological process: protein phosphorylation; intracellular signal transduction. The coding region runs from base 1 to 2127 and encodes 708 amino acids. The record is from RefSeq and is a predicted model, not a curated record. NCBI's taxonomy places the organism in Eukaryota, Fungi, Ascomycota, Pichiomycetes, Serinales, Debaryomycetaceae. Gene Ontology annotation, molecular function: ATP binding; protein serine/threonine kinase activity.
AUGCCUGACAAACACAAACUCAAGGUGUUUAGCCACUUCAAGCAGUCCUCGUCUCUCGAGGACUUGACACCUUCGACAUCCAACCAUUCACAUUCCAGAAAGUCGUUUCUCGGGUUCCAUAUUGGAAAACACGAGUCCCAAGACUCGCUUUCGUCCCCUACCUUGACCAAUUCUGGCGACCACCACCACCACCACACCCACCAUGCUCCUCAGCAGCAACUCCACUCCAACCACCAUUCCAGCGACAACUUGAGCGGACGUCCUGUCCAAUCCAAUGAAAUCAAUCCACAGCGCCAAACGCCAAGCCCAAGUUUGAACCAGUCUCCCAACCCUCCUCACAUACAUGCAUCUACUCCCAUUCAAUCCCCACAACCAAUACAUCAUACGCUUAACAAGGAAGAUUCAAACCACACAUUCAUGAAGUCGAACUCCAUGGCAGAGUUGAAGCGGUUUUUCAAACCCACCAAGAAGAACUCCAUUUCCAGAAAACAGGACCACCAACAGUACAAUAACAACCUACACACUCCCCCAGCCAUGGCUUCUUCACCCGCUGGAACUGGAAGCCCAGCCAACGCCAACCUUUCACCAAGUCGAGACCAUUCGUCUACAUCGUUGGCCACUCUUAUUAACCAAACAUCUUCCCAAUUCCUUCACAAUGCUACAAAUGGGUCACAUCUGUCUCUGAAUAAAGACCCCUUCACUGAUGAAAACUCGCAUUUGGUGAAGAAAUACGGAAAGAUUGGUAAAGAAUUGGGAAGCGGUGCUGGCGGUUCCGUGAAAUUGAUUGUACGUCCCUCAGAUGGUAAGACUUUUGCUGUGAAAGAAUUUAGACCAAGAAGAUCCACCGAAUCUCUCAAGGAUUAUACAAGAAAGUGUACCGCAGAAUAUUGUAUUGGUUCUACCCUCAAACAUCCUAAUAUCAUCAAGACUAUUGAUAUCAUUCUUGAGAACAAUAGAUAUUUUGAAGUUAUGGAGUAUGCUCCUAUAGAUUUCUUCGCGGUAGUCAUGAGUGGGAAAAUGUCUAGACAGGAAAUAAAUUGCUGCUUGAAGCAAAUAAUUAACGGUGUUGCAUAUUUACAUGGCCUCGGCUUGGCCCAUCGAGAUUUGAAAUUGGAUAACUGUGUGAUAACAACCGACGGAAUCCUCAAAAUUAUCGAUUUCGGAAGUGCAGUAAUCUUCAAAUAUCCAUAUGAUCAAUAUGGCAAUUCCAAAGAUAGCAUUCACUAUUGUCAUGGUAUUGUUGGCUCCGAUCCGUAUCUUGCUCCAGAAGUUUUGAAAAGCUCGAACUCUUAUAACCCCCAACCUGUUGAUUUGUGGUCUAUUGCAAUCAUUUAUUGUUGCAUGACCUUAAAGAGAUUUCCUUGGAAAAUUCCUAACCCAGAAAAAGAUAAUAGUUUCAAACUAUUCUCAGAGCCCGACGAUAAUUGGCACGACUACUACUUGAGUAACGAGUGUCAUAAACUAUUGCUCGAGCAAAGAAAAUUAAAGAAUACCAUAGUCAGACUGAACAAAAAGAAAAAAUUAAUCGAGGAACAGGAGCAUGAAGGAGAAGAGGGCCACGAAGAGCCGCAAGAAGCCAAACACGAAGAAGACCACAACAUGGAUGGCGAAGAGGAGAAAGAGGAGAAGACCAAGAAGAAUCUUGAAAAUGUCGAGAUAUUAACUGAAGAACAAGUUCAAGGUAUUUUGAACCAGUUGAAGGAGAUUGAUAAUCAGUUAGAACAAUAUGAAAAUACCAAAAAUGAAAUGAAAGCUAAGUUUAAUGAAGUGAAGAAACACGAGCUUCUUCAUAAUCCAACACAUGAAACGCAUGUGGAAGCAGACAAGGAUUCACCUAAGAAAAAAUCGUCGCACAAACAAAUACAUGGGCCAUACAGAUUGAUGAGGUUAUUACCUCACGCUUCCAGACCUAUCAUCCAUAAGAUGUUGCAAAUUGAUCCUACUAAGAGAGCAACCUUGGAUGAAAUUCUUCAAGAUGAGUGGAUCAAGGAAAUCAACUGUUGCACAUUAAAGAGAGUGGCCAGAAGUAUGGAUAACGUAGGAAUGGGCUUUGAUGAAGACGAGGAUGAUGUUUUGAUUAAGGGAACUCCCGUACACGAACACACUAUUGUUGACUCCAACCAGUAA